GCCCCGGGCCCCCCAGGGCAGCAGGGGGCGCCCUCGCCGCGGCUCGGCUUGCCCCGGGGGGCCGGAGCGGGCGCGGAAGGCGGCGGAGAGCGGCAUGGGGCGGGUGCAGCUCUUGGAGAUCUGCCUGAGCCACGGCCGGGCCGUCUACGGCCCCGGGGAGCCGCUGAGCGGGGCGGUGCGCGUGCGCCUGGCCGCGCCGCUGGCCUUCCGAGCCAUCCGGGUGACCUGCACGGGUUCCUGCGGGGUCUCCAGCAAGGCCAAUGAUGCUGCCUGGGUGGUGGAGGAGAGCUACUUUCACAGCUCUCUGUCCCUGGCUGAGAAGGGGACUCUGCCUGCUGGAGAGCACAGCUUCCCCUUUCAGUUUCUGCUUCCUGCCACAGCACCCACGUCCUUCGAGGGUCAUUUUGGGAGGAUUAUGUACCAGGUGAGGGCAACCAUUGAGACGCCCCGCUUUUCCAAGGACCACAAGUGUAGCCGUGUGUUCUACAUCCUGAGCCCGCUGGAUCUCAACAGCAUCCCUGACAUCGAGCAACCCAACGUGGCCUCCACCACCAAGAAGUUCUCCUAUAAGCUGGUGAAGACGGGCUGUGUGGUGCUCACGGCCAGCACGGACCUCCGCGGCUACGUGGUGGGGCAGGUGCUGCGGCUGCAGGCCGACAUUGAGAACCAGUCGGGCAAAGACACCAGCCCUGUGGUGGCCAGCCUGCUGCAGAAGGUGUCCUACAAGGCUAAGCGCUGGAUCUACGACGUGCGGACCAUCGCCGAGGUGGAGGGGGCCGCUGUCAAGGCCUGGAGGCGGGCACAGUGGCACGAGCAGAUCCUGGUGCCUGCCCUGCCUCAGUCGGCCCUGCCGGGCUGCAGCCUCAUCCACAUCGACUACUACCUGCAGGUCUCCCUCAGGUCCCCUGAAGCCACCGUGACACUCCCAGUCUUUGUAGGCAACAUUGCUGUGCACCCCGGCAUGCUGAGCCCCCAGCCGGGCCCAGGGCUGAGUCCCAUGGCUCCAUGCCCCGUGGUGCCCUCUGCACCACCCCAGGAGGAGGCCGAGGCCACGGCUGGCGGCCUCCCCUUCCCGGACCCCGUCUUCCUCUCCACACAGAGCCAUUCCCAACAGCAGGCAGCAGCAGCCCGGGGCUCUGAGCUCCAGGACGGCAGCCCUGUACCCCGGGCCCCGCCCCUGUGCCUCUCUACCGGAGCCACCGUCCCCUACUUCGCAGAGGGCUCUGGGGAACCAGUGGCCACCGCCUGCUCCGUGAGCCUCCCGCCAGAGUAUAGCUCAUGGGGCUACCCCUGUGAGGCCCCACCGUCCUAUGAGCAGAGCUGUGCUGCCAAUGCUGAUGGCAGCCUCACCCCUGGGACCUGACCUCCACGCUGCCUCUCCCUGCCUCCUGACCCUUGGGAGCUAACCUUCGACUUCCGUGCUGCCUCUCCCGG
Molecule: messenger RNA, 1434 nt
Organism: Ochotona princeps (American pika)
Lineage: Eukaryota; Metazoa; Chordata; Mammalia; Lagomorpha; Ochotonidae
Gene: ARRDC1
Product: arrestin domain containing 1
Exons: 8
Coding region: 95-1363 (422 amino acids)
Biological process (GO): protein transport
Cellular component (GO): cytoplasm
Molecular function (GO): ubiquitin-like ligase-substrate adaptor activity; ubiquitin protein ligase binding
Source: RefSeq, a predicted model, not a curated record